AUGCAUGCCCAGCUCUCGCGCGGCAAGGACUCCAGCAAGUCCUCCAAGAAGAAUAAAGAUUCCAAGGAUGGAGCCCAAUCCCCGGUCUCCAUGGGACCAUCCAGGGAAUCCAACCAAUCCCCCGUCCUAACUCCGUCUUCGUCCACUUCCACCCUUAACGAUAUCCGCAACAAGCCUCUCCCGCCGAACAAUGCUCUCCUCGGAGGCGACCACAGCAACGCCGGCAUCCCGGGCCAGCCAAGCCAACCGGGCCAGCUCAAUAAUAUGAACGCAGGCCAGAACCCUGGCGUCCCCGAUCGAUUCAGCAGCGUGUCUGCGUCCCAGCAAGCCACCAACGGUGCGAGCACGCCAGCGCGACAUGGCACCCUGCCUCCGACCGUCAUAAUCAGCCCAAGCGCACCGCAAGUGCCUCCGCCUGGCGCAGCCGAGACGAUGCCGCACGACCUGGCUCCCCCGAAAGCAGGUCAGAAGUCGCUCAUCUUCGAUCGGCUCCAUCAGACCCCGAAAGACGUACCCGAGGGCAUCAGAACCCCGAGGAAACAGAACUCAUCGCGGUUUGACAUCUCGGCGCAUCGUGAGCUCGAGAAGCUGCCCGGUUUCCAUGAAGUCUCCCCAAACCGACGGGUAAACCUGUUCAUGGAGAAGAUCGACCAGUGCAACGUCAUAUUCGACUUCAACGAUGCCAGCACCGACAUGAAGUCGAAGGAGAUCAAGCGUCUUGCUCUUCAUGAGCUGCUUGAUUAUGUUGCGAACAACCGCCAAGUCAUAACCGAGCCCAUGUACCCGCGCGUGGUGGAGAUGUUUGCCAAAAACCUGUUCCGCCCGAUUCCUCCCCCCAUGAAUCCACAGGGCGAGGCAUUCGAUCCGGAGGAGGACGAGCCGGUCUUGGAAGUUGCGUGGCCACACAUCCAGGUGGUCUACGAGUUCUUCCUGCGUUUCAUCGAGAGCCAGGAUUUCAACACCAACAUCGCGAAGGCAUACAUCGACCAUAGUUUCGUCCUCCAGCUUCUGGAGCUGUUCGACUCGGAGGACCCCAGAGAACGGGACUUCCUCAAGACCACACUGCACCGCAUCUACGGGAAAUUCCUCAACCUGCGAUCAUUCAUCCGCCGCUCCAUCAACAAUGUCUUUUUCCAGUUCACCUACGAGACGGAAAGAUUCAACGGCAUUGCUGAGCUGCUCGAGAUACUGGGGUCCAUUAUCAAUGGCUUCGCUCUGCCUCUCAAGGAGGAGCACAAACUCUUCCUCACUAGAGUCCUCCUUCCUCUUCACAAGGUCAAGAGUCUCAGCAUGUAUCAUCCGCAGUUGGCCUACUGCAUCGUCCAGUUCUUGGAAAAGGAUGCGUCGUUAACCGAAGAGGUGGUUCUUGGCCUCCUCCGAUAUUGGCCAAAGGUCAACAGCACCAAAGAGGUUAUGUUCCUCAACGAAGUCGAAGACAUCUUCGAGGUCAUGGACCCAGCCGAGUUUGCCAAGGUCCAGGAGCCCCUCUUCCACCAGCUUGCCAAGUCUGUGGCAAGCCCUCACUUCCAGGUGGCCGAGAGAGCGUUGUACUUCUGGAACAACGAGUAUUUCUGCAACCUGGUCAGCGACAACGUCGAGAUCAUUCUUCCGAUCAUGUUCGCGCCUCUUUACGAGAACUCGAAGAGCCAUUGGAACAGAACGAUCCACGGCAUGGUCUACAAUGCUAUGAAGCUGUUCAUGGAGAUCAACCCCCAGUUAUUUGAUGACUGCUCGCAUGACUACACCGAACAGCAGAACAGCGCCGCAUCGAGAGAGGCCGCCCGCCAGAGAAAGUGGGCUGCCAUUGCAGAGCAAGCUGACCGGAGAAUGGGUGCGAACGGGACUGUCAACCCUGCGCCUAGCGCUACUCACCGGCCCCAUCCGAACACGAUGCCUCGGGUUGACGAAGUGGACGGCACCGAAGAUAACCAGAAGAGGCUCGACUCAUUGAAGUUACAGGAUGGCGACCGCCGAGAGCGUCGACCCACCAUACAUGAGAGACAAAAUUCGGUAGGCUCCUCCAGAAGCCAGCGAUGA
This is a messenger RNA of Phialemonium atrogriseum, 2037 nucleotides long. RefSeq names its product protein phosphatase 2A regulatory B subunit. The transcript has 4 exons. Gene Ontology annotation, biological process: signal transduction. Gene Ontology annotation, molecular function: protein phosphatase regulator activity. The record is from RefSeq and is a predicted model, not a curated record. NCBI's taxonomy places the organism in Eukaryota, Fungi, Ascomycota, Sordariomycetes, Cephalothecales, Cephalothecaceae. Bases 1 to 2037 code for a protein of 678 amino acids. Gene Ontology annotation, cellular component: protein phosphatase type 2A complex.